This is a messenger RNA of Tricharina praecox, 1242 nucleotides long. Its product is annotated as S-adenosyl-L-methionine-dependent methyltransferase. The record is from RefSeq and is a predicted model, not a curated record. Gene Ontology annotation, molecular function: methyltransferase activity. The transcript has 13 exons. Lineage: Eukaryota; Fungi; Ascomycota; Pezizomycetes; Pezizales; Pyronemataceae. The coding region runs from base 92 to 1078 and encodes 328 amino acids.
AAGUACAUAGCACAGCAUCAACGUCAAGCGAGCGAGUAACAGCACCACAUAUCAUCAUCAACUUUAACGAAUCAGCACACACACCACAACAAUGGGACAAAACGAUAACAUCGAGGUCGAUCCGACGCUGCUCGAAGCCGACGGCUCCGACUACGCGUCUUCGGGAUACGAUACUAGCACGGCAAGCUUGAGCUCCAGCGUCAAUGAAUACAUCUUCGAGAACGGACGGCGUUAUCACGCAUACUACGGCAUGGAAAAGAACCUGAUGCCGACGGACGAGAAAGAACAAGACCGCAUGGACCUCCACCACGAAAUCAUCCUCCUCCUCCUCGGCGGCGAGCUGCACAAAGCACCGAUAAAUCCGAACCCGCACAAGAUCCUGGACGUGGGCACGGGCACGGGUAUCUGGGCGAUCGAUAUGGCGGAUCGGUAUCCGUCCGCGGAGGUGAUAGGUGUUGACCUUAGUCCGAUUCAGCCGAGGUGGGUGCCGCCGAACUGUAAUUUCGAGGUCGACGAUGCCGAGCUGGAAUGGACAUAUCCCUCCUGCAAUUUCGAUUUUAUCCAUUUCCGCAAUGUAGCCCAAGGCAUUACCAAAUGGCCACAGGUGCUUUCAGAGGCCUUCCGCUGCAUGAAACCCGGCGCGUUCAUUGAACUCUCCGAAUCCGGCGCCCAGCUCUACAGCGACGACGAGUCACUCCCGCCGUCCAACCCCGCGCGGCAAUGGGGCGAGCGAAUGACCGAUGCGAUGGCGGCCUCUGGCCGCCUCGCACCAGUGAAAGGCAGCCUCUCCUCCCGUCUCGAAGCGGCCGGCUUCGUGGACGUGCGCGAGUUCCAGUUGAAGCAGCCGUUCGGGCCGUGGGCGAAGUCGCAGGACCUCAAGAAGCUGGGGGUCAUGCUCCUGCUCCAGGGAGAACAGGGAUUCCAUUCUUACGGGAUGCUCGCAUUCGUGAAGCUCCUCGGAAUGGACCCCGCCGUUGCGGAUAAAUUGUGUAAGGACGCCAUCAUGGCCACGAAGAAUAAACAUACGCAUGCGUAUGCGGUUCAUUACGUCGCGUACGGAAGGCGGCCGGAGGAGUAGCUGGUUGGCGCAGGUGGGUGCGGAAAAUGGUAGCGUUGCGCAUCGCAUACAGAAUACAAGGAAGGGCAUGCGCGUGUUGUUUUUCUAGGUGCUCGGUUGGUGUCUCCAUGUUGUUUUACGAACCGUAACGGUAGUGUAAUUGAGCUUUGCAUCGCGUUGAAACA